Messenger RNA from Puma concolor (puma), 2142 nucleotides. It is a transcript of the gene ADGRE3, whose product is annotated as adhesion G protein-coupled receptor E3. Gene Ontology annotation, biological process: cell surface receptor signaling pathway; adenylate cyclase-activating G protein-coupled receptor signaling pathway. The record is from RefSeq and is a predicted model, not a curated record. NCBI's taxonomy places the organism in Eukaryota, Metazoa, Chordata, Mammalia, Carnivora, Felidae. Gene Ontology annotation, cellular component: plasma membrane. Gene Ontology annotation, molecular function: calcium ion binding; G protein-coupled receptor activity.
UGUAUCAAGUCUCCUAAUAUUUCCUUGCAGUCAGAGAGGUGGUCAGCUUAAAAGCACAGUGAGGAGCUUCAAAAGCUGGCUGGCAAAGGUUACCUACAUGCAGGAAUGCAAGGGCCAUCACUCCUUCCAGGACUCUGUUUUCUGCUAAGUUUGUCAGAAGUCAUGGCUCGGAUGACCAAAGCAGCUACCUGUCCACAGUGCCCCCAACACGCUUUCUGUGUCCACGGCACCUACUGUACCUGCGACUCUGGAUACGCUUCUGACUCUGGGAAGAAAUUCUUCACAUUCCCCCUUGAGACAUGCAAUGACAUUGAUGAAUGUAAACCACCCAUUAGCAUAUAUUGUGGACUUAACGCUGCAUGCCAGAAUGUCGAAGGAAGUUUCCACUGCCACUGUAAUCCUGGGUACAAACUCCUCUCUGGGGACACACAAUUCGAGAAUUCCAAUGAGAACACUUGUCAAAAAACCACUUCCUCAAAGACGACCAGAGACACGGAAGAGCUGCAACGUGUUGUUGAGAAAUUCGAGUCACUUGUCACUAAUGACACUCCCUGGGCAAUGGGAGAGAAGAGAGAAGUCGCAUCUUGGGCCACAACUCUUCUCCAGACUGUAGAAUCGAGCGUUCUAGAAACUGCCUUGAAAUCCCCAGAGCAAAAAAACCAGAAAAUUCACAACAGUACUGUGGCUAUUGAAACUCUAGUUGUUACAGACAAUUGCUCUGAAGAAGGAAAGGUCUUCAGCUUGAACACCUACAUGAACUCAGUGGACAUCCGUUGCAAUGACAUCGUGCAGGAAAACGUGAAAGGUCCCACCGCAAUUGCCUUUAUUUCAUACUCUUCUCUUGGAAACAUCAUAAACGCAACGUUCUUUGAAGAGGCAAAUGGCAAAGACCGAGUUUACCUGAACUCUCAGGUAGUGAGUGCCGCUAUUGGACCCGAAAGGAAUACAUCUCUCCCCAAGUCUGUGAUUCUGAGUUUUCAGCACGUGAAGAUGAAGCCCAGCAGUGGAAAGGCCGUCUGCGUCUACUGGAAAAGCACGAACGAGGGCGGCCAGUGGUCCAGCGACGGCUGUUUCCUGAUACAAGCAAACAAAAGUCACACCAUAUGCAACUCCACUCACCUGUCCAGUUUUGCUGUCCUCAUGGCCCUAACCAACCAGGAGGAGGAUCCCGUGCUGGUUGUCAUCACCUACGUGGGGCUGGGCCUCUCUCUGCUGUGCCUCCUCCUGGCAGCCCUCACCUUCCUCCUGUGCAAAGCCAUCCAGAACACCAGCACCUCGCUCCACCUGCAGCUCUCGAUCUGCCUCUUCCUGGCCCACCUGCUCUUCCUCACGGCCAUCGACCAGACCAAGAUCAAGCUGCUGUGCGCCAUCAUCGCGGGGGCCUUACACUAUCUCUACCUGGCCUCCUUCACCUGGAUGCUGUUGGACGGUCUACACCUCUUCCUCACGGCACGCAACCUGACGGUGGUCAACUACUCCAGUGUGACCAGGUUCAUGAAGUGGCUCAUGUUCCCUGUGGGCUAUGGAGUCCCGGCUCUAAUCGUGGCCAUUUCUGCUGCAUCCAGACCUUCCCUUUAUGGAACACGUGUUCGCUGCUGGCUCGACCUGAACCAGGGAUUCAUCUGGAGUUUCCUUGGCCCCGUCUGUGUGAUUAUCUGUGUGAAUUUAAUAUUUUUUAUCCUGAUCCUUUGGAUUUUGAAAAGGAAACUUUCCUCUCUCAAUACUGAGUUAUCAACCAUCCAUAAUGUAAGGAUGCUGACACUCAAAGCGAUGGCUCAGCUCUUCAUCCUGGGCUGCACGUGGUGUCUGGGCCUCCUGCAGGUGGGGCCAGCUGCCCGCGUCAUGGCUUACCUCUUCACCAUCAUCAACAGCCUGCAGGGAGUGUUCAUCUUCCUGGUGUACUGCCUCCUCAGCCAGCAGGUCCGAAAAUGGUUCAGAGAGAUCAUGAAAUCUAAACCUGAGUCUGAGACUUACACACUUUCCACCAGGUUUGGCGCAAACUCAAGACCCAGUGAGGGGACUGGCUCCAUCCAAGCUGCUGGUUCCGUCGUAGGUCCAUCCGUGUUGGUUCACAGACUGGCAGAGUCUUCCGUGGAAGGGCGGGAGGUUCUCAUCCCCAAGAGCCGAGGGGCACUCGAGUAG